This is a messenger RNA of Epinephelus fuscoguttatus (brown-marbled grouper), 8770 nucleotides long. Its product is annotated as RNA-binding protein 15-like. The coding region runs from base 149 to 2668 and encodes 839 amino acids. NCBI's taxonomy places the organism in Eukaryota, Metazoa, Chordata, Actinopteri, Perciformes, Serranidae. The record is from RefSeq and is a predicted model, not a curated record. Gene Ontology annotation, molecular function: mRNA binding. The transcript has a single exon. Gene Ontology annotation, cellular component: nucleus. Gene Ontology annotation, biological process: regulation of alternative mRNA splicing, via spliceosome.
GCAAGUAGUCCAACAUGGCGGUUACGUUGCUCGGUUGAGAGUGUAGUGGAAACCGCGCACAAGUUAAGAUAUUCAGAUUAUAUUUCAGUGGCAGGGAGUGCAUUUAAACAGAUUAGUGUGUGUAGACGGCAGUUAUCAGCUAUUGGAAAUGAAGGGGAAAGAGCGGUCGCCGGUGAAGAAACGCUCCCGAGCGCCCGAUGAUGGCAGAGACCGAGGAGGAAGCAAGAAGACCGGAUCCCUUUCGUCGGUCGGCAGCAACAACGGCAACGGUUCAGCUCAUGGCGGCACUUCAUCCAGGAGAAGUUUACACAGUGAGAAAAGAGACAUGAGGGAUUUGGACGGGCACAAUUCAUCCAACAGGACUGGUAGCGGCUACGACUACGGAGUGGUUUCGGGGAACAAGUCGUACGGCGGCGCUGACAUCGACGCGGAAACAUCCAGGUCUGGUUCACGCAGCGAGCCGCGGCCUCCGUCAGCUCCUGAAAACGAGUACAAGACUCUCAAAAUAAGUGGACUGGGCAACCAGCUGAACGACGAGGAGAUUGAGGACGGACUGUUUCACGAGUUUAAAAGGUUUGGUGAUGUGAGUGUUAAAAUAAGCCGAGAAAACGACGACAGAGUGGCGUAUGUGAACUUCAGGAGGCCUGAUGACGCCCGGUCGGCUAAGCACGCUCGCGGGAAGCUGGUGCUGUACGACCGGCCUCUGAAAAUUGAGACAGUGUACACGAACAGACUCAGGAGCCGCUCCCCUGUUUCAAAAGACAAUUUCUCCCCAGGACACAGACAUCUCCACUCUCAGCGACCUCUGUCUCCCACUGGUAUGGGCUAUAGAGACUACCGGUUACAGCAGUUGGCGCUGGGCCGGCUCCCCCCUCCUCACCCUCCACCUCACAUAAGAGAUCUGGAAAGAGACAGAGACUUUUCUGUGUAUGAUGCCAGGAAUAGACCCCCGUUCAUCCCUGAAUGUGCUGUUUACCGCGAGGAGGACCUGAUGACCCCUGAGGAUGACCAGAGGGCAAACAGGACGUUGUUUCUGGGCAAUCUGGACGUCAGUGUGACGGAGAGCGACCUGAGGAGGGCGUUUGACAGGUUUGGAGUGAUAACAGAGGUGGACAUUAAGCGGGCGGUGAGAGGCCAGAGCAACACCUAUGGGUUCAUCAAGUUUGAGAAUCUUGACAUGGCUCACCGUGCCAAAGUGGCCAUGUCAGGCAAAGUGGUAGGCCACAACCCAAUUAAAAUUGGAUACGGUAAACCCACGCCCACGACCAGGCUGUGGGUGGGAGGCCUCGGACCCUGGGUUCCACUCGCUGCACUGGCUAAGGAGUUUGACCGCUUUGGCACCAUCAGGACUAUAGACUACAGAAAAGGUGAGGUGUGGGCUUAUAUCCAGUAUGAAAGUUUGGAUGCUGCUCAGGCUGCAUGUACUCACAUGAGAGGCUUCCCUCUCGGCGGCCCUGACAGGAGACUCAGAGUGGACUUUGCAGACACAGAGCACCGCUACCAGCAGCAGCAGUAUGUGCAGCUCCCCCUCCCCCUGCCACAUUAUGACUUUGUUCCUGAGCCCUUUGCCCACCGCCUUACAGACUCAGUGAGAGUGAGGGAGAGGUCUCCUCCAAUUCCCUCUCGCUUCAGAGACAGAGAUCCCUACUCCAGUGCUGAAUGGUCCGGCAUGGGUGUCCAUGAGAGGAUGCGAGGCUUUGAUCCCAUCGAUCGCCUGGACAGGCGUUCCCAUGACACCUGGACAAUAGAGCGUGAGUUACAAGGCCGAGAGCUAAGCCGCAAAAGGAGACAUUUGGAUGAUGGCAGUCGGCUGGAUCAUUCACCUGACAGCAGUGAUUUUCGUCGUCAUGGCAGCUCAUUAGAGCGCAGCCCAGGAGGGAGCAGCCGAGAUGGGGGACGCUACAGUGACCCUGAACGCCUGCCUCGCUCUGGUAGAACCUCACCUGUCAGAGAGCGCCAGAACGCUGGCUUUGGAGACAAGAGAAGAAAAACUCUUAGCCCAGCUGCUCCAGGUUUUUCUUCUGAGAAAGACCGCAAACACAAAACCAGUGACUCAUCUAAGAGCCCAGCAAAGAAGGAGGAUCGCUUAGAACAUCCUUCUUCCUCCUCUUCCUCCAAGUCUGGCCAGCAGUCAAAGCCAGCAGCUGGAGGACAGAAACUGAGUCAGGUCUGGCAGGGUGUCCUCCUGCUGAAGAAUAGCAGCUUUCCCACAUCCCUGCACAUGUUGGAGGGGGACAUGGCGGUGGCGACCAGUCUGCUGUUGCAGGGCUCCGCAGGGGAGCAGUCAUCCCAGCUGAAGAUCAGCCAGCGCCUGCGUCUGGAUCAGCCCAAGCUGGAGGAAGUUUCUCGUCGCAUCAAGGCCGCCGGCACCAACGGAUACAGCAUCCUCCUGGCCGUGCCCGGGAAAUCUGAAACCGCAGGGGUUCAGGACGCCAGCAGCUCAGCAGAGAGACCACUGAAGAACCUGGUGUCCUACCUGAAGCAGAAGGAGGCGGCCGGCAUCAUCAGCCUCCCUGUGGGGGGCAGCCGUGACAAGGACCACGGAGGAGUCCUUCACGCUUUCCCCCCAUGUGAGUUUUCACAGCAGUUUGUGGAUGCCUCUGCCAAAGCCUUUGCCAAAUCAGAGGACGAAUACAUGGUGAUGGUCAUUAUCAAAGGAGCGUCAUGAAAAAAAAAAAAUCCAAAUGUGUUUUUUCACACUCAUGAUUUGUUAAACUGUGAGUUGUAAAAACAGGGAGAAGUAAUGACAACAAAACAGAGUAGCAGAAAAAGUUAGGGGUCUGAUUUUAAGUUCCCUAACCUGCAUGGUAGCUUGUAUCUCAUCCUGUUGAAGGUUUGAAAUGAAAGUCACAUUGAAUUGAGUACAUUUGAUAAACUGAUGGAUUUGAAUAUCAACACAGGUGACAUGCAGCUUUCUGCUACUUAGUUAUCAGAUAAAUGUGCAUUACUUGAAGGGUACUCUGCUGAAAGUAAUUCAGAGCAAGCUACAGUUCUGUGAAUCGAUACUCUAUGUUGCCUUAUCUCAUUUAAAAAGAAUCCCCAGUUCCUUUAUAUCAUUUCAUCCAAUGCCUGCCUAUAACAAAAAAGAAUUUAUGAUCCAAAACAGAGUAUUUUGCUUUCAUUUUAUCUGUACUCAGCAUAGAUUUAACUGGCCAGUGUUGACAUGUUUGUAGUGCUAUAAUGUUUGUCCAGCCAGCCUAUGAAAGAAUUAAAUCAAAGUCAUGUACAUAUGAUUUAGGAAAUAUAACUAUUUGCUCUAAAGCUUUACCCAUUGCUCAUUGAUAGGCAUAUUCCAGAUGUGCAUCUGUAUUACUUCUUUUGCUGACCAAGUAAACAUUUUGAUUCAAAGAUUCAUUACAACAGCUUUUCUGUUUUUGUCAGUUUUGGCCAGUUUUGCUUAAAACUAAAGAUAAAUGUGGAGAUAACUUUUGCAGAAGGGCAUUAAUGGUUAUAGUAGAGUUCAUUGACAUCAGUGCUCCUUUCUGAGCCACAUCUUGAGGUUUAUGUGACCUUGCAAGGUACUGUUGUUCCUGUCUGUUUCACAAUUUUCACUAAGCACUGGUAUGUAGGGGUGGAAACAAGCAGCAAUAACCUGUGUGUUGUAAUGCAGCUCAAUACAACAGCCGCGCAAAGAAUACUAAAGUUCGUUCUGUUUAGUUUGUGUUGAAAUAAUGUUAAAAAAUGAGGUUUUAAGCUCUGUGUUUAUGUCUGUAUUGAGCUGCAUUAUGUUGCUUGCUUUAGGGACCAGAUUUAUGAUUAUUUUCAUUUUAUGAUUAAGUCACCAUUCUUUGAUUUUUUUUUUUUUUUGGUUUGUAAAACAUCAAAAAUAGUGAAAAACAUCAAUAUUUUUUCCUAAGGUGAUGUUUUCAUGUCUUUGAACAGUCUUUUCUGGUCCUUCUAACAGUUCAAACCCCAAAGAUUUUUAGUUAAUCAUGAUGUUAAUCAAGGACAAGCAACAAAUCUACACAUCUGAGAAGCUGGAAACAUAAAAUGUUUGGCAACUUUGCUUGAAAAUUGACAAAUUGAUUGAUUAACCAAUUAUUGAAAUUGUUGCAGAUUAAGUGUCUGUCGGUCUGACUAAUAAUUUCGGCUCUAACAAUGGAGUAUCUCAACAAAACUGAAAUGUGACAGCUGUGCAGAACUAAUGGAGGAUGUAGGUUUGUUGUUUUGAGUGACAUUAUAUUUUACAGGGUUGCUUUUGUGUCCACCCCUUUAUAUUGUACAUUUAUUGGCGUCAUAUUCAGUUUGGCUGAACAUUCAAUUCUGUUAUAACCCACUACUGUAGUGACUACCCCAGCAAAGCAUGUACUGUUUAAAACAAAGCUGUAACGUAUAAAUUAAGAGCUCUAUGUAUGCCAUGCACAUCCCUAAUGACUGAUCAGGAGUCUGGAAGUAGAAAAUGUUGCUAUACAAUGAGUGGACUUCUGAAUGAAAGUGAGGAGAGGAGGCCGACCUCUGUGGCCUUACAAGCUUUCCUCCGAAAGGACUGUUAAUGAUUGUUUUUCAUGCUUUGAUUUGAGUACUGUGUUUCAAAUGGAAAAAAGAAUUAAUUGUGCUGUAUACUCAGGAUAUCUGGAGAGAGAAAUGGAGAACGUCAGUGCUCAUGGGCCUAAGAAGUAUACCUAACUGUCAAAGUGCAACAUGCACUUGAUAGAUUUUGUCUCAAUAAAUUUACUCUUUCGUGGGAAACACGAGUGCCUCGGAAGACAACUUUUGUGACCUUUUCUGUUCUUGGAGUUGUCUAUCAAACUCUAAGGGCGUUAUCACUUUGACAGCAGGAGCCUUCGCAGCAGAAAAAGGAGAGGAAGUGUGAGAAUCAGUGGGAGGUCAGCCUCUCUGUUCUGUGUUUUCAUUUUGUUGAUCAUCAUUUGUUUGAAUGACCUCUUUGUGAAGAGCUUCAUUCACGUUGAAAUUUGGCCAUACUAGAAUACUUUAGUCGCUGUAUCUCUUCAGAUGUGUGGCUUCAGAUGGUCCUCAGACCGCCUGCUUUGUCACUCUCCAAGCUUUGCCAGAAUCACCGGGGUCGUCUCCACCUCUCAGCGGAAGCACAGCGGCGUUCAAAGGCCCCGGUCUUCUCUGUCAUCUGGCUCCAGCAGCACACAGAGUAUUGUUUCAGCAUGUGCAGCAGCUCGAGAAGGAGCAGAGUUCAUUUGUGUAGUUGCUUAUUGUUCUUUCAUCGGAGUUCUGAAGAAGAUCUCUGUGCUAGGGCCAGACUUCGAACGCGUCUCAUCCUGUGUCGGAGAAGAGGUUGAGACGGUGACACAGCAUCUGCUUUAUUUGCCUUAAAAUGGAAAGGAAACACAACAGAGGAGAACAGAUUGACAGAGUCCUGUGCAGGGAAUCAUUAUCUUUAGCUGAUAUGUUGAUUUACACACUUUUUAACUGCAUAUGAAGGUGAAGAGUAUCCUGCUAUCAUUGAGUCAGGAUGUUUAUCACCAAGACGCUGCUGUUCCUGCUCAUUGCUGCUUCACCUCCAAAGAAAACGGACCUGAGCAGCAGCAAGUGUCCACACGGUGCCAUAACUGGAUUCAAGGCUUCCAGGAGCUGUGAAAGGUUUGAGUCUCACCCUGGCUGCACCUCCUCCUGGUCCACAGGUACAGUAUAGAGAUGGCCUCAACUACUGACGCAGGUACGUAUUAAAAUGUGUGAGACUCCCACAGACACAUUAGGCCAUAUUCAAAAGCUAAUUAGAGGAUAAAAAGAUAAACUACUAAAACUGUGAUGUCCCUAGAGUAAAAACAAAAUUAAUACACACUGCCAUGUUAAGCAAAUAUAUCAGUAUCUUGGGACUUUACCUUUUGCUUACUCAACUUUCUAAGGUAUAUUCUGUCAUGACUUUUGACACUUGUGUAGUUGUCUAAUUACAAAAAGAACCUGCAGUGUUGGUCACAAAUGCACCAGCAUCAACUAUCUCAACAAUAAAAGCAGCUACACAAGUCAGUCAUGGUUGUGGUAGAGGUACUCAGGCCCUUUUAAGUUAUCAGAGCAACAGUAUAUUUUAUUAGGUAGUCAUAUGUUUUGUAUUAUCUUAAUCUGCAAAUUAACCAGUAACUAUAUAAAAUGUAAACUUGUCUUCCACCACUGGUUAUAGGUGAAUAUCAAUAAGUAGCAUCAUAAUAAAUCUUAUAGACAUAAAAAACUAAAUACUCUGCUUGAGUAACUGACACAUUCAUCUCUGCAAAAUGAUGUUCCGUUAAAAAGAAAAUAUGACUUAAUGUUCCAAACAUGCCAAAACUGCAUCAGCAAACAGGAAGAAAUUUAAGAUGGUGAAUUGAAUGUUUGUUAAAAAAAAUUGGGCUUCAAGUUGUCACCUGUUUUUACGUUAAAGCUUUCUGGGCAGAAAAGUUUUUGAUCUGUAGUCUUGCACUCAGUGAAAACAAUAAGAGUCAUAAAUGUUAUGAUGGGUGCUAAUCAGGGGACAAUUAAUUUCUUCAUACAGUGGGUCGUAAUCAGUCAUACAUCAGAUGUGUGAACUUUGCCACAGAUUCACAGUUUUGUUAAUACAAACAGUGAGUGUAAUCUGUUUGAUGAGAGAUGUUAGGAUGCUUAUGUAAACAAUAAGGGUGUGUUCAGUGAAUAUAACGGUGCCUGCAGCUCACUAGAAGCCUUCAAAUGUCUUCAGUUUGAUAAAUAUUGGGCCUUAAAAGUCAUCAAACAGAAUUAAAAUUGAAUUUGUGAGGUUCGAGUGCUACAAACAUUUUAUCUUAUCACCUUAAUCAACCUUUUAAUUUCUUGUAGUCACAAUGAGUUACGCUCUUCUGUGUGAAAGUCACAAUUUCUGAUGUCAUAAAGCUUUAAACCUACCACUGGACCCAAUGCUGUCCUUCUACUUCAUACCUGCAAUCAAAAUGUACAUUAACCUAACUCACUACUACUUACCUGCAAUGCCUAAAUACUAAAAAGAUGAUUUUUCCAAAAAUCUCUUAAAUUUGGCUAAAAAAAAUUCUAAAAACGACCUUAAAAAAGUAUUAAGUGAGGGUUACACAGUAAACGUGCAUUACCCUGCCUAAAGCUAAAAACUAGAAACAGGAGAGCUGAAACAUGAGUCAGGGUAAGAUAAUGAUUAGUUAAUUGAUGACAUGCUGACCGAACCAUAGGAGUUAGUGAGGUUAUACUUAAUUUUUACUCAGUACCUGUUUGCUGAACGAUGUUUUGCAACACAGUCGGCACCUACUUCACAGUUCUUAGUUCGUCCUCUGAUUUUAUCUUCCAGUGGUAACAAGCUUAAGGACUUUCUUCCUGUUUCCUGUGUUUUAGAAAAUAACUCGACAUGUGAUUUUGACAGAUGGUUCUCAGUGAACUGAAUGAGUUUCUAAAAAAAAGGCACCUGUAAACAGCCUGUGCUGUAUUUAUUGAGCUGUAGAGUCAAAAUUAGAUACACUUUCUAUCAUUUAAGCACUUUUUAUAAAAAGAAUCUCCUGAUCUUGUAUAAAGUGUCCUUAAGAAAAUUCACAAGAAAUGUUCUGUGCAGUGGUGGAAAGUACAUUUACUCAAGUACUGUGCUUUAGUACGAUUUGUAGGUACUCAUACUUUACUAGCAUAUUUCCAUUUUAUGCAGCAUACUUUUAUACUUACACUCAACUAAAUCUCAGAGGUAAAUGUACUUUGUGUGCACUACGACAGGGUGUGUUACUAGUUACAUUUCAGAUUCAGAUUAAUAAUACAAAAUAGGCUAAGAUAAGACUUGGAAUAAAAUUCACAAACUCCUCAGCAGUGUUGAAAAUACUUAAAAUUAGCCACACCUUUACCAGCUGUAACAUUAAAGUGAAGUACAAAACAAAGGCAUCAACAAUUAUAAUCCAAUUAUAUUAAAUAGUAUUAUUAAUAUUACUCUGAAAUGGGCAAUUCUGCAUAACGGGAAAUAUUGUACCUUUACUUAAUCUUAUGAUUCAAUAAUCGGGGGCCCUUCUGUGUGGAGUUUGCAUGUUCUCCAUGUGUCAGUGUGGGUUUUCUCAGGGUUCUCCAGCUUCCUCCCACAGUCCAAAGACAUGCAGGUUAACCGGUGAUUCUAAAUUGACUCUAGUUGUCUGUCUCUAUUUGUCAGCCCUGUGAUAGUCUGGUGACCUGUCCAGGGUGUACCCCACCUCUUACCCAAUGUCAGCUGGAAUAGGCUCCAGCCCCCUGCGACUUUUAACAGGAUAAGCGGUUAUGCAAAAUGGAUAUAAUAUACAACAUAUAGUAUAAAAUAUAGUAUACAUUAUUCUGAAAUCAACCAAUGUGCACAAUGAGUACGCUGAUUUCUGGUACUUAAGUAUAUUUUGAUGCUAAUACUUUUGUACUAUUACUUGAGUCAAAUUUUGAAACAGGACUUUUACUUGAAAUCAGUAUAUCUGCACUGUAGUAUUGCUACUUCACUUCAGUGAAAUAUCUGAAUCCUUCUUCUGCCACUUAUUACAGUAUGUGUGAUAUACAGCAGUGCUGUUUGCCUGAGUGAAGGUUUAACCUCGAGAUCAUUAUGUGAUAAUGAAUGCAGUAUGUGCUGUAACUGUGUUUUUCUUUGUUUUCAUGACUUUUUUGACUUAACAGUGUUCAGACAUUUUUUGAACACACCCCUCUUUGUCCAGUCUCUUGAAAAGCUCAUAUUAACCUGCAGUGUGACUGAAUGAGCUCUGUGCAGCUUCAGUGAACAAGUUGUUGCACAGGGAAGGAAUUCAUCAGACAAGAGAAACUGUACCUCGGUGAGUACAAUUUAAAUUAGUUUGAAAAUUUGCACCUUGUAGUAUUUUAUAUAAAUAAUGUCAGUGGCAUUUGUGAUUGAAUAAAAUCAGCU